This is a messenger RNA of Cydia pomonella (codling moth), 4959 nucleotides long. RefSeq lists its product as uncharacterized. The record is from RefSeq and is a predicted model, not a curated record. Gene Ontology annotation, molecular function: RNA helicase activity; RNA binding; ATP binding. Gene Ontology annotation, cellular component: cytoplasm; ribonucleoprotein complex; nucleus. Lineage: Eukaryota; Metazoa; Arthropoda; Insecta; Lepidoptera; Tortricidae. The transcript is spliced from 8 exons. Bases 210 to 2714 code for a protein of 834 amino acids.
GUUUCUGGUAAUACGCCUCUUGGCGAAUAUUGGCAUAGCAACCCAUUUUAAGGCGUUUCCGGCAGCCAUUAUCGAGUUGUUCUUCGCCGGGUCUGAGUGAGGGUCAGCGUGGAUGAAAAACUUAAAUAAUUAUCAAAUUCUCUCCUAAUCGAGAGAUACCUACUCGACCGUAGAACUCCACGUAAUUACGAUCUUCACUAAGUAGCAGAAUGCAGUACAACGGCUUCAGUAAUCAACAUCCUAUUUUCAGGCCCCGUCCAGACCGGAAUGAACAAUUCGGCAAAAUACCGUUUUUCGGCGGUCUUCAUGAUUUUGGAGGGCCCAAAAACUUUGGUCCUAGAAACAACAACAUUGGCAAUAAAAAUAAUUUUCGCCCAAGAAACGACUUCAAUGGAAUGAGGCCAGAUUUUAAUCAGAAAAGUGAGAAUGGAAUUCAAACUGAUUUUGGUGGCCCAAAAGAGUACCGCCCAAGGAACAACUAUAACAAUCAACCUCAAAAAAAAGAUUAUGAGGACAAAGGCCCUGGAGGAAAUAUGCAAUUUUAUAACGGUAAACCUGACUUUGGUGGACCAAAACAACAGGGUGGCUUCCAACACAAAAAUAACUAUGGACCCAAGAACUUCAAUAACCAAAACGGUCACAUGAAUCAACAAAACUUUGCACAGAAGAAAACUUUUAACAAUCCGAACAUGGGUCAGCAGCCUAAUGAGUUUAAUGGCCGCAAAAUGCAAAGCAUGAAGGCUAAACACCCAGGAGAUAGUUUGGUGAAGCCCAUGUGGGAUAUGGCUAAUCUUGAGCCAAUUCAAAAGGAUUUUUACAAGCCACAUGCUGAUGUUGAUUCCCGAUCUGAGGAGGAUGUGAAGAUGUUCCGUGCUACAAAAGAAAUAAUUGUAAGUGGUAACAAUGUGCCACGCCCUAACCAAGUAUUUGAUGAAGGAAAUUUCCCUGAUCACAUAAUGAAUACUAUCAAAGAACAAGGUUGGGUUGAACCCACUGGAAUUCAAGCUCAAGGCUGGCCUAUUGCUCUUUCUGGCCGUGACAUGGUCGGUAUUGCCUCCACUGGGUCUGGUAAGACUUUGGCCUACAUGCUUCCUGCUGCUGUUCAUAUUGUGCAUCAACAGCGCAUCCAAAGGGGAGACGGCCCAAUUGCUCUCAUUUUAGCCCCAACGAGAGAGCUAGCACAGCAGAUUCAGUCUGUGGCACAGGCUUACAGUGCCCGUGGCCUUAUCAGAAAUACUUGCCUCUUUGGUGGCUCUCCUAAAGGGCCUCAGGCUAGAGAUCUAGAAAGGGGUGUUGAAAUUGUUAUUGCCACGCCUGGAAGAUUAAUUGAUUUCCUUGAGCGUGGUACCACAAACUUGCGCCGUUGCACAUACCUGGUCUUGGAUGAAGCUGACAGAAUGUUGGACAUGGGCUUUGAGCCUCAAAUUCGCAAGAUUAUCGAGCAAAUUCGCCCAGAUCGUCAGGUUUUGAUGUGGUCAGCUACAUGGCCAAAAGAAAUUCAGACUUUGGCUGAAGAUUUCUUAAAUGACUAUAUCAAAGUGAAUAUUGGGUCAUUGAAUCUCUCUGCCAACAAUAACAUCAAACAAAUAAUUGAGAUUUGUGAGGAACAUGAAAAAGAACACAAACUUACCAACCUCUUGAAAGAAAUUUCAUCUGAGAGAGACAACAAAGUUAUUGUUUUUGUUGAAACAAAGAAAAAGGUGGAUGACAUUGCGCGUGCUGUUCGCCGUAACGGCCACAAGGCCCUCGCUAUUCACGGAGACAAAUCGCAGCCGGAACGCGACGCCGUCCUCACGGAGUUCAGAAACGGCGCCACUACCAUUCUUAUUGCUACUGAUGUGGCAGCUCGAGGUUUAGAUGUCGAAGAUGUAAAAUUCGUUGUCAAUUUUGACUAUCCUAAUUCAUCCGAGGAUUACAUUCACAGAAUUGGGCGUACUGGCAGAUGUCAGCAGUCUGGCACUGCUUACACCUACUUCACCAGUGGAGACUCGCGCCAGGCUCGCGCUUUAGUUGCAGUGUUGCUGGAAACUGGGCAGACGCCGCCUGCUAAACUGAGCGACAUGGCACGAAACAAUAAUGGUAGCUCUGGACGCAACCGUUGGCAACAACGCAAAGAUAACAACAGCGGUUCAAGUUCGCCGCGCCAGCAGAGCAAUCAGUGGAACAAUAAGAUGGCUAACAAUGUUUCUAAUGAAGACACACAGAAUAUGUAUCAAAACCGCAACAUGAACCAACAACCACCACGAUUUAACAACCAAAACCAAGGCAAUAAUCAGGCUUACAGACAGAAUAAUUUCCAGAAGCAGGUGCCUUUCCCAAGCCCUAAUAUGUUCGAGUCUAUGGGCAACUAUCAAGGCGGAUAUAAUAAUGGCUACCAAAAUGGAUACAACAAUCAGAAUGGAUAUGGACAGCGCACAUACAACAAUCAGCGCAAUGGAGGACAACAGUACCGUAAUAAUAACGCAAAUGGUAACAAACCAAAUGGCUCAUCUGGAUCUUCCUAUGGAUCUCCUCCACCACACUUUGCUACUCCUCCACAUUACCCACAGAUGCAUCCUCAUCCUCAGGAUAUGCUGGGCGGCAAGUUCUACGGCGGCGGCGUGGGCGUGGGCGGCGGCGGGCCGUGCGGCUACCAGGCGGCCGUGGGCGGCGGCGUGCCCUACGCGCACCUGCCGCCCGGCCCGCUGCUGUACGCGGCGCCCGUGCAGCAGUAAGAUCACCGUCCCAAGCCCGAUUUGUCGGUACUGUCGCCGGUUAUAUAGUAAGAACUUCGAUUUGGGUUGUACCUCGACUCGAAACAUCUUUCGUUCGUUGCGAUGUCAAAUUUUCGAUAUUUCCCGUUCUGACCGUAUUUUUGAGAGUCGAGACUUUUUGUUAGGUCACUUUUAGUUCAUUUUUUUAGUAUUUCUUGCAGAUCUGAAUGAAGCUUACAAAAUAUGCUGAAUAGUAUUUAGAAGACGUUUGAUUAUACUAUUUUAAAAGGUGAUUGACAAUGUCAAACGAGAUACAUUUUUGUGAAUUCUCUUUCAGAUCAUUAUACGAAUAUAAUGUGUGUUAUGUAAUAAGAUGUAAGGUGUAACGUAACAAAACUUGUCGUUUUCACCUGUAGAUUUAUCGUAGCCCUUUCAAAGCUCGACUGGGUUGGAAAGGGUUACUAACUGUAUUUAGACUAGUUGGUGUGGGUACCCUAUUGUGUAAUCCCGGGUGCCUUUUCGUUUUCUUUUAUAAUGUCUGUAUGAUGUACGAAAUGCACGAAACAUAUAGAAGAUGAAAGGUUAGAAGAUGUAUGGAGUUUAGGGGAAAAGUAUUCUCUUGAAUGUUUUAUAUAAAUUAUUUUAUUGUUAAUUAUUGAUCUUAUCCUGAGGAAAAGUGGGACUUAGUAACGCGUUUAAUCACUAAAUCUGUAUUGCCAGAUAAAAUUGUGAAUAUUUUUCUUAUGUAUUAUAAAGUGAUGUCAAUGACAUUUCAAGUCACUGAUUUCAAAGUUAUUUUUUUAUUGAAGACUUCUUGAAUAAUACUUAACCACUGAAUAGCUUCUCGAAAAUAUUAAAGUAUGUAAAUAUAACAUGCAUUUACCUUAGGAAGAGAUAGCUGAUGAUGAUUAUUUGUUUUUCGAGUUUAUUUAUGGGUAUAACGGGCUGGUUAUAGUAUAAUCGGCACAAAAUACUAAAGUUUUUAAAAGUAAAAGUAUCGUGUAGGCAGCCGUUACUGUCCAAAGAUUUUGGAAUAAUCUGUGAUAUUUCAUUACUGUAACCUGUCUGCGUUGGUCAAUUGUUAAUACAAGACAAAAAUAUAUUUUUUGACUAUUUGAACGAAUUACAAGACACGUUUGCAAGUCGUUCACAGAUAUUUAAUGAUAUAAUAUAAGUUUUCAGUUUUACCGUUAGGGACGUAAACGGUAUCUUCAUACGCACUAUACGUAUAUAGCAACCAUAGGGGGUGAACAACGUGUUCGUAGGUCUUGCGUGUUGGUAGGUUAAGUUGCCGAGCACUCUCUCGUGCCGGUACUGAUAUGGAUUAUCAACAAGGUCCAAUUAUAGUAGCUUUCAAUACUUGCUUGAAGUUGAAAGAAUUAAAACGCGAGGACUUUGUGUACAUUUUAAGAGAAAGACUGUGCGAAAAAUUUGUCUAUAAGAUGAAUUUUCCAGUGCUAGCUAGCCUGUCUUUGGAAUCGCGAUUACGAAGUAGUUAAUUGCGUGCGUAUUACGGCAAGCGUGUGUGUCGAGUAUGGUCGCGGAUCGCAGGUAGCUCCUGUAUUAUUAUGUACAAAGUACUGCACCCACCUCUACUAAACAACUGUGAUGUUAAUAUGUAAGUAGCGUAAGUAGUUACGUCCAAGAGAAGGGAUGACAUCAUAUCUGACAUUUAAUAUCGGAGCGUGCAUUCAGCACGUUUUGAUUACGUUUUCUCUAAACAAGACAAACAAGACUGAUUAUUUCUUAUUGAUAAAUAUUUUAUACAAGUUCACUUUGGAUGAAUCAAGAUGUCUGUAUUUAUAAUUGGUAGUAUUCUUCUCUCACGCUGUGUGUUUCCGGACAGCUGUUAUCACUAUGUUCGUCUUUCUAAAAGCGGUCACCAAGAUACUAAAAUGUUCAAAAAUUUGUUUAGAAAACAUUAGUUUAUUGUUUCCUUUGUGAUGAAAAAUGUUGUUGACAAAUUAUGUGGCAGCGGCAGUUUAAACACGUAAUUCUUGAGAGUUAAUUAUUAUUUGUUGUUAAUAAGCAAAAUUUUAUUUAUUAUACCAACCGAGGUUUGUGAAAAAUAUACAUAGAUUUUUAAGUAUGUGGCAAUGCAGAUCCUCAUGAAUAUCGAUGCCUAUUACUGCGAAAGUAAUAGCUAGUAUUUAUUAAAAAACAAAACUGUCCCAAAGGGAAGUCUUCUGAAUGUUUCUGAGAAGUGCAUUUCUUCUAUGUAAUACAGUAUUAAAUUCCGAUUAAUAAAUGAAUGUAUAAUUAUUAA